Monosiga brevicollis MX1 is the source of this 360-nucleotide messenger RNA. RefSeq lists its product as uncharacterized. NCBI's taxonomy places the organism in Eukaryota, Choanoflagellata, Craspedida, Salpingoecidae. The transcript has 2 exons. The record is from RefSeq and is a predicted model, not a curated record. The annotation marks the transcript as partial.
AUGGAGUCGUUGGAGCGUAAGCGCGUUGCCAAGCAGCUCAUCAAGCAAAUGGGGCUGCUGCCAAUCUUGAGCAUGCUGCGAGUCCAUGGGGAUACCCAUGUGGCAAGUUUGGCCAAGGUGCGCCAAGCAUGCUGCCGGCAGAUAUGCUCGGCCUUGGGCGUGCCUCCACCAAAGCAAGAUCUGGCUGCUUCCCUUGCAAUUCGCAUUGACGACGACGAGAGCGCAGCGGAGUGCUUGGCACGACAAAUUGAUGACGCAAUAUUUGACGCGGUGGGGCACCGACGCACUGGUCUGCGCUAUCGUGCCGCUGCUACGCGCCUGGCGUCCGAAUUGCGCCGGCGGGCCCAGCUGUGUGAGAAG